UUAAAUUUUAGCCAUCUUCAUUCUCACACUCAACCUUCCUUUCUCUCUCUUUCUAGCUCCCUUCAUUCUCAUUCUCUCUCGGCUUUGUUUUCUCUUUGAUCUGAUUCCUCUGUUCUAUUUCUAAUCCAUCACCCACCACGGAAAAGAGAAGGGAAAAAAAAAAGAACAAAAAAAAACUUUACUUUAAGAAUUUUGAAGAAUAAAAACAAAAGAGAAUAACAAUGGUUUUCUCCUCCAUCCAAGCUUAUCUUGAUUCAUCCAACUGGCAACAAGCUCCUCCGAGCAAUUACAAUCAGGACGGUGCAGGAGCCUCAGCAACUGGAGGUCAUGUUCUUCGUCCUCAGCUGCAGCAGCAACAACAGCAGCCACAGUCUAAUGGGAGCGGAGGCUGCGGUUCUAUCCGAGCAGGAUCGAUGGUGGAUAGAGCAAGACAAGCAAACGUAGCCUUACCAGAAGCAGCACUGAAAUGUCCAAGAUGCGAAUCCACCAACACUAAGUUCUGCUACUUCAACAACUACAGCCUCACUCAGCCACGCCACUUCUGCAAGACCUGCCGAAGAUACUGGACACGUGGCGGUGCCCUCCGCAACGUCCCCGUAGGCGGUGGCUGCCGAAGAAAUCGGCGUUCUAAAAGCAGUAGCAACAACAACAAUAACAGCACUGCUACUAGCAACAACAACAGCUUCUCAUCCGGGAAUGCAUCGACCAUCAGCUCGAUUCUCUCUUCUCACUAUGGAGGAAACCAAGAGAGUAUCUUAAGCCAGAUUUUGUCUCCGGGGAGGCUAAUGAAUCCUACUUAUAAUCAUCUCGGAGAUCUCGCAAAUAAUACAAAAACAGACAACAACAUGAGCUUGCUGAACUAUGGAGGAUUGAGUCAAGACUUGAGGUCAAUCCAUAUGGGAACAUCUGGUGGCUCGCUUAUGAGCUGUGUUGAUGAGUGGAGAUCGACGUCUCAUCAUCAGCAGCCGAGUUUGGGAGGUGGAAACUUGGACGAUUCCUCUAAUCCUAAUCCAUCCUCAAAUGGGUUUUACCCUUUUGAGUCGCCGAGGAUAACCUCAGCCUCGAUCUCUUCUGCUUUGGCAUCGCAAUUUUCUUCGGUUAAAGUUGAAGAUAAUCCUUACAAAUGGGUUAAUGUCAAUGGUAACUGCUCUUCCUGGACUGAUCUUUCCGCUUUCGGCUCUUCUCGUUGAGUUCAACCACACUCAAAAAAAAAGAGGAAACUUGAGGGUAUACUUUGGUGCAAAAAAGAAAACCUAGUUACUAGUUAUUAGGUUAGUUUUGUCUUAUUUUAAUUUGCGUUUUUGUUUAGUUAAUGCUGUUUACAACUUUCCGGCGUUCUCUAUCUAAUGUUGUUAAGCUAUUGGAUGUUUUUGAGACUGUUCCUUUGUUAUUUAUCACAAUUCCUUUGUUAUCUUUCGAGUUUCACUACUAUGAAUGUAUUAGAGAGAUUUAUCUCUCGAUCUUAGUUAUUGAAAUUCCGACGAGUUCAUUUAA
Molecule: messenger RNA, 1494 nt
Organism: Camelina sativa (false flax)
Lineage: Eukaryota; Viridiplantae; Streptophyta; Magnoliopsida; Brassicales; Brassicaceae
Product: dof zinc finger protein DOF2.4
Biological process (GO): regulation of DNA-templated transcription
Molecular function (GO): DNA binding; DNA-binding transcription factor activity
Source: RefSeq, a predicted model, not a curated record